UCUUGUAUACCAACAUAUUUUUUUCUUUGUGGUAUAAAUUCAUUCGUGUUUUUUGAAUGAGUUUUAUCAAAACAGUUUCACAAUAAUUUUUCAAUGCUUAGUAAUUUUUUUUAGCGAUCAAAUAAAAACAAUGGAUAUUUUAAAGGCAGAAAUCGCUCGCAAGCGAAAACUUUUAGAAGAGAAAAAACUAGUUGGUGAAAAUAAAAAGUUCUUUAAACGUGGAGAUCUGAUUACACAAGAGCAAAACGAAUACCGGGAAAAAUACGGACAGCAGGCAAGUGGAAGUGGUGAAACAGCAACAAGUUCAAAUGAUGGAGAAAAAUCACCAACAAAAGAUUCAAAGUACGACUUCCGCAAUUUGCCCCGAACGGAAGUUAUUCGUAAAUUGAGAGAACGAGGAGAACCAAUAUUAUUAUUCGGAGAAAACGAGGCGGAUUCCUGUCACCGAUUACAUCAGCUUGAGAUCUCCGCGCCAGAAAUAAAUCGUGGAUUCCGGAAUGAUUUCCAAGAGGCAAUGGAACAAGUAGAUGAAGAAUUUUUAAAUGAAAUACUAACUUUGAAUGGUCAGUUGGGAGGAGCGUCUAAAGGCAAAAACUCGGAUGAGGAUUUCGCAAUAGACGACUCGGUAACCUACGAAUCGAUUCAGGAGAUGGCGGUCCGACUAGGUAGAAGUGGCAAAGAACAUGACAUGCACGUCAUCACCACCGUAAUUCAGUUCAUGUUGAAAUUGUGGAACGACAAUUUGAACUCUGGGACUACCGCAGAACGGACUGCCACAAAGUGGAAAAUUGCUCGGGCAACAUUCGAACAAACACGGCUAUAUUUGAAGCCACUGUUGAGGAAGCUUCGCAAUAAAAGUAUUACCGAUGACAUUCUGGACAGCUUAACCGAUAUUACGAAAAGUUUGCUUCGGCGGGACUACAUUCAUGCGAGUGAUGCUUACCUGACGAUGGCCAUUGGUAAUGCUCCCUGGCCGAUUGGAGUCACUAUGGUUGGUAUCCACGCGCGUACCGGUCGAGAAAAGAUUUUUUCCAAAAACGUUGCCCAUGUGAUGAACGACGAGACGCAGCGAAAGUACAUUCAGGGACUGAAACGGCUAAUGACCAAGAUGCAGGAAUACUUUCCGACGGAUCCAUCCCGGUGUGUGGAAUAUGUCAGUAAAAAGGAUGCUGUUUAAAAAGCAGAAAGGAUGCAUUUUCGAAUAUCUAUAUUUAUAUCAUUUACUUGGCAAAAAUGUUCAAGAAACGAAAUUUGUAUUUGUUCAAUUAUUGAAAAGGUUAUAGCAAAACAGUUUUUUUAAACUUCAAUAAUUCCGACAAACGUGUCUAUAUUAGUAAUUAUUUGUCCGAUGAACUAAGCUAAACAGAGGUCAAUAAACAAAUGUCAAUUCGAAGGGCCACUACAACCAAAAUAAAAACAAUCUCUAUUUGAAGAACUUUCAA
Molecule: messenger RNA, 1442 nt
Organism: Malaya genurostris
Lineage: Eukaryota; Metazoa; Arthropoda; Insecta; Diptera; Culicidae
Gene: Prp18
Product: pre-mRNA-splicing factor 18
Exons: 2
Coding region: 131-1177 (348 amino acids)
Biological process (GO): generation of catalytic spliceosome for second transesterification step; RNA splicing
Cellular component (GO): U4/U6 x U5 tri-snRNP complex; U2-type post-spliceosomal complex; U5 snRNP
Source: RefSeq, a predicted model, not a curated record